Messenger RNA from Lolium perenne, 434 nucleotides. The record is from RefSeq and is a predicted model, not a curated record. Lineage: Eukaryota; Viridiplantae; Streptophyta; Magnoliopsida; Poales; Poaceae.
GCAAGUACUAUCCCCUCGGCACUGUCCCAGCUGGCGAGAUGAAGCUAGCCACUACUUGGACGGACUACGAGAGUGCCCCUGGCGUAGGCUUCCCGACGGCUGCUGAGGCCGUGAUGAGAAAGUUUUGGUGUUUUUAUCGUGUGGCGCCCGAGGUUGAGGAGGCGGCCGCGAACAGGACUUUGCGGGCGACUUGUGAGAGGUUGACACCGCAGGUGUGGUACAACCAAAGGAUCACGUCCGCGGGUCACUUCUGGGCAGAGAGAGGCGAGAGGGUCCAUAAGCCGGACAUUGUCGGUAAGAAUGCUAAGGCCGAGUACGAGAUGACGGUGGAGGACUACAUGACACUUCAAAACCACGGCAAGAGCUACUGGGAGCAAGGAAUGAAGCAAUAUAGUAUUAGCGGCCUCAACUCUGCUAAACAGCAGCAGCAGUAA